Rangifer tarandus platyrhynchus (Svalbard reindeer) is the source of this 1626-nucleotide messenger RNA. The record is from the annotation of a GenBank genome assembly. Lineage: Eukaryota; Metazoa; Chordata; Mammalia; Artiodactyla; Cervidae.
AUGGGGCCCCCAAUGAGUCAUCUGCUGGCUGGCCUGUGUGUGUGGGUGGCCUUGGGCUGGGUGGAGGGCUCAGGCCCCUACCUGGGCCCUGCUGAGCAGGAACAGAACCAUUACCUGGCCCAGCUGUUUGGUCUCUAUGGGGAGAACGGGACGCUGACCGCAGGGGGCCUAGCCAGGCUCCUCCACAGCCUGGGACUAGGCCGAGUUCAGGCCCUUCGCCUGGGACACCACGGGCCUCCUGCUGGUCGGGGUGCACCCCCAGCUGGAGACAAUUCCACACACAGGACGCAGGACCCCGAGCUGAGUGUGAAUGUCUGGGCAGGGUUGCCUCUGGACCCCCCGGGGUGGGGUGACCUGGCGGGGACAAAGGCCCCAGGACCGCCCCAUGGGCCAGGCCCCUCGGGCUUGGGCCUCUUUCACAGGCUUCUGCUGUUGGACCACCCCCUGGCUGACCACCUGAACGAGGACUGUCUGAAUGGCUCCCAGCUGCUGGUCAAUUUUGGCUUGAGCCCUGCUGCCGCUCUCACGCCUCGUCAGUUCGCUCUGCUGUGUCCAGCCCUGCUUUAUCAGAUUGACAGUCGUGUCUGCAUCCAGGCCCCAGCUCCAAGCCCCCCAGGGGAUCUACUAUCUGCCCUGGCUCAGAGCGCCCUGGCGGUCCUGCUGCUCAGCCUGCCCGCGCCGCUCUCGCUGCUGGUGCUGCGGCUCCUGGGGCCUCGUCUGCUGCGGCCCCUGCUGGGCUUCCUGGGGGCCGUGGCCGUGGGCACCCUCUGUGGGGAUGCGCUGCUGCACCUGCUGCCGCACGCCCAAGGCGGGCGGCACGCUGCAGCCGGCGGGCGGCCGGAGGAGGACCUGGGCCCGGGGCUGUCAGUGCUCGGAGGUCUCUUCCUGCUCUUCCUCCUGGAGAACGCGCUGGGGCUCUUGCGGCGGCGAGGGCGCAAGCCAAGAUGCUGCAGGCGGAAAAGAGAGGACCUCAGGACUCCAAGCCUGGACCUGGAGGAUGGCAGUGGGAUGGCCCUUCAGCCCCGGCCGGCAGCUCCAGAGCCAGGGGCUCAGAGCCCGAGGGAGCAGGACGGCCAGCCCCCAGCAGCCCCAGCCCCUCCUGGGCACGAAGGCCACAGUCACGGGUGCCAGGGUGGUGGUGGCACCAACAUCACGUGGAUGGUCCUCCUGGGAGACGGUCUGCACAACCUCACUGACGGGCUGGCCAUCGGGGCUGCCUUCUCUGACGGCUUCUCCAGCGGUCUCAGCACCACCGUAGCGGUCUUCUGCCACGAGCUGCCUCACGAACUGGGUGACUUCGCCAUGCUGCUCCAGGCCGGCCUGCCCCUGCGGCAGCUGCUCCUGCUAAGCCUGGUGUCCGGAGUCCUGGGGCUGGGGGGCGCGGCCCUGGGCGUGGGGCUCAGUCUGGGGCCUGUGCCCCUCACUCCCUGGGUGUUCGGGGUCACGGCCGGGGUCUUCCUCUAUGUGGCCCUCGUGGACAUGCUCCCAGCCCUGCUCCGUCCUCCCGAGCCUCUGCCCCGGCUCCACGCGCUGCUGCAGGGGCUGGGGCUGCUGCUGGGGGGCGCGCUCAUGCUCGCCAUAGCCCUGCUGGAGGGGCAGCUGUGGCCCCUUGUCUCUGACGACUGA